Messenger RNA from Rotaria sordida, 1965 nucleotides. NCBI's taxonomy places the organism in Eukaryota, Metazoa, Rotifera, Eurotatoria, Philodinida, Philodinidae. The record is from the annotation of a GenBank genome assembly.
AUGUCAAGUGUUAUCAAUGUAUUAUUUUCAACUAUGAAAGGCAGCAAACAUACUGCACAACUAAAAGAAGGUUAUACUGUUGAAGACAUUAAAAAAAUAGUUCAAGAAAAAUUUGGCUCUACUAACUAUCGACUUAUAGUUAAUGGACAAGAAAUACAAGACAAUGAUCCAGUUAAAUUUACUGAAUUGAAAAAAUCUAUUAAAAACAAUACAAUCAUUUAUGUUUGUCAACGAAUGGAUGGUGGUUCAGGUCUAGUUGAUAUUGAUUCACACAAGGCUACUGUUCUCGUUGAUCUUCAAGAUGAAUUACGUAAAAUUCCAACUCAACAGACAAAUUCAGAAUGUAUGAUUUGUACAGAAGAAAAAAAGUGUAUGAAAUAUUGCUGUAGUUCAAUUAUUUGCAAAGAAUGUUUUCCUAAUCAUUUUAUCUUUGGUAAUUAUAAAAUCAUUUGUCUUACUUGUAAUCAAACUGUAUCACCAGAAAAAGUUUUUGUUACUCCACAAUUUAUUCAAUCACUUGUUCAAUUAGAUGAAACAAAAUUAAUGGCACGGAAUAUUGAUUUUCAAAUAUGUACAUGUGGUGCAUUUUCUAUCAACAGUACUAUGUAUGCAAAACAGAAAUGUAAUAAUUGUCAACGAUGGUUAUGCUUUUUUUGCAAUACUGAUUGGAAUGAAAACGAAAGAAAUAUGCGUAAUGAAAAGUAUACAUGUAGAGUAAAUUGUUUUUGGGAAACUAAAAUUACUUAUCAAUUAGUUACACUUAACUUUAACAAAGCAAUGAAAGUACCAAAUCGGCGAUGUUGUCCAAAAUGUUUUGAAUGUGGAUGUGUUGAAGAGAAUUCUCAGUCAGUUGUAUCUAGAUCUACUUCUGAUUCAAUAAAAGCCACUGAAGAUGAUCUCAAUAGUCAAACCAAUUCCAGUCCAUUCCAAUUCAAGAGAUCACAUUUGAAUACAACUCCACAUUUGCCAUUAAAACCAAAAUUACCACCCAUACAAAGUAUUUCAUCGUCUUCCUCAUCAGAUCAUCAAAGAGUAUCAACAGAUCAUUCGAGUCUUCUUCCAACACGUCAUACUCCAGGUGUCUGUGGCCUAAAGAACAUUGGUAAUACUUGCUAUAUGAAUAGUGCUAUUCAAUGUUUGAAUAGUAUACCAGAUUUAACCAAAUGGAUUAUGCAACAACAACUAUCAUUAUCUCACAUGAAUAUAAUCGAUGUUUAUAUUUCUUUAGUACAAUCAAUGUGGUCAGGUCAUCAUGGAUGUGUCACUCCUCGUGAAUUAAAACAAUAUGUUAGUCGUUCAUCAACCAUAUUUUCUGAUUCCGAUCAAAAGGAUUCUCAUGAAUUCUUGAAUUCUCUUCUUAAUGCUAUAGAAACAGUUGAUUCAAAUUCAUUUCUUAUUAAUCUCUUUCGAAUUCAUACUCAAUCAAUGGCAACUUGCAACAAAUGUCAACAUUGUGAUAUUAUUAAUGAAACAAUAACAUUUCUUCCACUUUCAAUUCCUGAAUUCAAAUUCGAUGAUCAAAAGAAAAUUUUGUUAGAAGAUCUUAUCAAAGAUUUUUGUCAAGAAGACGAAUUAGAUGGACAAUAUUAUUGUCAUAAAUGUAAAAUAUGUCAAUCAGCACGACAUAAAACUAUAAUUAUUCAACCAUUACCUCGUGUUCUUAUUAUUCAAUUGAAACGAUUUCCUUACGACGGUACAAAAAGAAAGAUUGAUACAUUUGUUCAAUACAAACUUGAACAUCGAAAUUUAUUAUCAAAUAAUGAUAGAUAUGAAUUAUAUGCGGUAUCUAUGCAUAGUGGAAAUCUCGCUGGUGGACACUAUACAACAAUGGCACAAAAUUAUAUAAUAAAUAAAUGGUAUCGAUUUGAUGAUAGUUAUUUCGAAGAAAUUGAAUCGAAAAAAGUACUUGUCCCAUUUAUUGCACGACAAGCUUAUAUCCUUAUUUAUUUAAAAAAGAAUGAUUGA